CUCCAGGACGAGCCGCCGCGCGAGGACGCGCUGCCCAUCUUGCGCUACUGCCGGGAGCCCAGCCGCUACGGAGAUGGGACCCCCCGGGAAGCCAGUCCCUUCAUCAGCAAUGUGGACGUGGACCGGGAGAUGUUCUCGGAAGGAAAGAACAUGGCCCUUUUUGAGGAGGAGAUGGACAGAAACCCCAUGGUGUCCUCGCUGCUCAACAAGCUGGCCAACUACACCAACCUGAGCCAGGGUGUGGUGGAGCAUGAGGAGGCCGAGGACAGCCGGCGCAAAGAAGUCAAGACCCCACACAUGGGCACCUUCAUCGGCGUCUACCUGCCCUGCCUGCAGAACAUCCUGGGGGUCAUCCUCUUCCUGAGGCUCACCUGGAUCGUUGGUGUGGCUGGGGUGCUGGAGUCCCUGCUCAUCGUGUCCCUGUGCUGCGCCUGCACCAUGCUGACUACCAUCUCCAUGAGUGCCAUCGCCACCAACGGCGUGGUCCCAGCGGGGGGCUCCUACUACAUGAUCUCCCGCUCCCUGGGGCCUGAGUUCGGAGGCGCCGUCGGGCUCUGCUUCUACCUAGGCACCACGUUUGCGGGGGCCAUGUACAUACUGGGCACCAUUGAGAUAUUCCUGACUUAUAUCUCCCCGAGUGCGGCGGUCUUCCCGGCGGACAAAACGGGCGGGGAGGCCACAGCCAUGCUGCACAACAUGCGUGUCUAUGGCACGUGCACACUGGCCCUCAUGGCCGCUGUGGUCUUCGUGGGCGUCAAGUAUGUCAACAAGCUGGCCCUGGUGUUCCUGGCCUGUGUGGUGCUGUCCAUCCUGGCCAUCUACGCUGGUGUCAUCAAGACCGCCUUCGACCCGCCCCACAUCCCGGUCUGCCUCCUGGGGAACCGCACGCUCUCCUGGCGUAACUUCGAUGCCUGCGCCAAGCUCAUCGCCAACAGCUCAGUGCCCACGGCCCUCUGGGGGCUCUUCUGCAACGGCUCGUCUGCCGACGCCUGCGACGGAUACUUCACCCGCAACAACCUGUCGGUCAUCCAGGGCAUCCCCGGCGUGGCCAGCGGCGUCCUCCUGGACAACCUGUGGAGUACCUACCUGGACAAGGGCUCGUUUGUGGAGAAGGAGGGCGUGGCCUCAGUCCACGUGCCUGAGGAGACUGCCGCCGGGCCCCGGCCCUACGUGCUCACCGACAUCCUGACCCACUUCACCUUGCUGGUGGGGAUCUACUUUCCCUCCGUGACCGGCAUCAUGGCCGGCUCGAACCGCUCCGGGGACCUCAGGGACGCGCAGAAGUCCAUCCCCACGGGCACCAUCAUGGCCAUCGUGACCACGUCCUUCAUCUACCUGUCCUGCAUUGUGCUGUUCGGAGCUUGCAUUGAGGGUGUGGUCCUGCGAGACAAGUUCGGGGAAGCCCUGCAGGGUAAGCUGGUCAUCGGCAUGCUGGCCUGGCCGUCCCCCUGGGUCAUUGUCAUCGGCUCCUUCUUCUCCACCUGUGGCGCCGGCCUGCAGAGCCUGACGGGGGCCCCGCGUCUGCUGCAGGCCAUUGCCCGUGACGGCAUCGUGCCCUUCCUACAGGUGUUUGGCCACGGGAAGGCCAACGGGGAGCCCACGUGGGCCCUGCUGCUGACCGCCCUCAUCUGUGAGAUCGGCAUCCUCAUCGCAUCACUGGACAGCGUGGCGCCCAUCCUGUCCAUGUUCUUCCUCAUGUGCUACAUGUUCGUGAACCUGGCCUGUGCCGUGCAGACCCUGCUGCGCACCCCCAACUGGCGCCCACGCUUCAAGUACUACCACUGGACCCUGUCUUUCCUGGGCAUGAGCCUGUGUCUGGCCCUGAUGUUCAUCUGCUCCUGGUACUACGCCCUGUGCGCCAUGCUCAUCGCUGGCUGCAUCUACAAGUACAUCGAGUACCGCGGGGCCGAGAAGGAGUGGGGCGAUGGCAUCCGGGGCUUGUCCCUGAACGCUGCCCGCUACGCACUGCUCCGUGUGGAGCACGGCCCUCCCCACACGAAGAACUGGCGGCCCCAGGUGCUGGUGAUGCUGACCCUGGACGAGGAGCAGGCUGUGAAGCACCCACGCCUGCUCUCCUUCACUGCCCAGCUGAAGGCCGGCAAGGGCCUGACCAUUGUGGGCGCCGUGCUUGAGGGCACCUACCUGGACAAGCACACGGAGGCCCAGCGCGCCGAGGAGAACAUCCGGUCCCUGAUGGGUGUGGAGAAGGCCAAGGGCUUCUGCCAGCUGGUGGUGUCCGCCAGCCUGCGCGACGGCACGUCCCACCUGAUCCAGUCGGCCGGGCUCGGCGGCAUGAAGCACAACACGGUGCUGAUGGCCUGGCCCGACGCGUGGAGGCAGGCCGACAACCCCUUCUCCUGGAAGAACUUUGUCGACACGGUCCGGGACACCACAGCGGCCCAGCAGGCACUGCUGGUGGCCAAGAACGUGGGCCUGUUCCCUCAGAACCACGAGCGCUUGGGCGGCGGGCACAUCGACGUGUGGUGGGUCGUGCACGACGGGGGCAUGCUCAUGCUGCUGCCCUUCCUGCUGCGCCAGCACAAGGUGUGGAGGAAGUGCCGGAUGCGCAUCUUCACGGUGGCCCAGGUGGACGACAACAGCAUCCAGAUGAAGAAGGACCUGCAGGUGUUCUUGUACCACCUGCGCAUCAGCGCCGAGGUGGAGGUGGUGGAGAUGGUGGAGAGUGACAUCUCGGCGUUCACAUACGAAAAGACGCUGAUGAUGGAGCAGAGGUCCCAGAUGCUGAAGCAGAUGCAGCUGUCCAAGAACGAGCGCCAGAGGGAGGCCCAGCUGAUUCAUGACCGUAACACAGCGUCCCACUCUGCAGUAGCUGCCAAGACCCAGGCGCCGCCCACGCCGGACCGGGUGCAGAUGACAUGGACCAAGGAGAAGCUGGUGGCCGAGAAGCACAAGGUCAAGGAUGCCAACAUGGCAGGCUUCAAGGACAUCUUCAGCCUGAAGCCGAACCAGUCCAAUGUCCGGAGGAUGCACACGGCGGUGAAGCUGAAUGGCGUGGUGCUCAGCCGGUCCCAGGAUGCCCAGUUGGUGCUGCUGAACAUGCCCGGCCCCCCGAAGAACCGGCAGGGUGACGAGAACUACAUGGAGUUCCUGGAAGUCCUCACGGAGGGUCUGAACCGCGUGCUGCUGGUCCGAGGCGGGGGCCGGGAGGUGAUCACCAUCUAUUCAUGAGGCCAUCGCAGCCCCCCACCCCACCAAGAUCGCCAAGUCCACCCUCCCACCCCAGCUCUCCGCAGAAGGUGGGCACACCUGGGCCUCCUGCCGCCACCCCCAGGACGGAGCCCGGGUCCCAGCACACCCACAGCAGCAGAGCUGGAGCCUGGGGGUGCGCUGUGUCAGCACCCCACCCGACUUCCAUAGACCCUCCACACUGGCCGGCCAGUGGAAGGUGGAGGGGUGUGCUUCCAGCCCUCCCUCCCUCCCUAUGGCCCCACAGCCACACCCUGCCUCCCCCCAUGUUGGCCUAUUUAUUUAUUUAACCCUGGCAGCAGCCUCUGUGAGCUGAGAGGUCCCUGGGGUGGGCUGGCCCCAGUGCACCUCACACUUGAACUGAGCUGCCUGGGAGGCUCGGGCUGCUGGAGGGUCAGCCCCAGAACUGCAGACCUGGGGGCGGGGGGCUGCAGCAAGCGAGGGGUGGGGGCAGUGCAGGGGAGCAGUGUCAGCACGGAGGGACUCUACAAUCAGGGCCGGCCACCCUGAUCCACACGUCCACCAUAGCCUGCUGCCUCGGCUCAGCUUGAGCCCGACUCACGUUGCAGUGGGUUGAUCACCCAACACAUGGGCACAGCGGGGCCAUAGCCAGCCCCUCACCCUGUCUGACCACAUGUGAGCUGGUCAGUCACCCCUGAACCUUCACACCCUGCGUCCAGACUUGCACUGCUUCUGAUCUCUGUCCACACACGGGGGAUGCUCCCUGGGCGUGUAUGCACUUCACAUCUGUGUCCACACUUCACAUCUGUGUACACACACCGGGGACACUCCCUGGGUGCGUGCACACUUCACAUCUCUGUGUGCACACCGGGGAUGCUCCCUGGGAGUGUGUAUACUUCAUAUUUGUGUACACACACCGGGGACACUCCCUGGGUGCGUGCACACUUUACAACUCUAUACACACACCGGGGACACUCCCUGGGUGCGUGCACACUUCACAUCUCUGCACACCGGGGAUGCUCCCUGGGAGUGUGUACACUUCACAUCUUUGUACAUGCACCGGGGACAUUCCCUGGGCACGUACACACUUUACACUUCUGUACACACACUGGGGACACUCCCUAGGCAUGUACAUACUUCACAUCUGUGUACACACCAGGGACACUCCCUGGGUGUGUGUACACUUCACAUCUCUGUCCACACACCGGGCGGGGACACUCCCUGGGCAUGUGCACACUUCCUCAGCCGCUCCGUGUCUCCCUCCUGUAGGUUCUGAGUGUAUCUCUUGUAAGUGGAAGAAUAAAGUUGUGUGGAUCUGA
Molecule: messenger RNA, 4487 nt
Organism: Echinops telfairi (small Madagascar hedgehog)
Lineage: Eukaryota; Metazoa; Chordata; Mammalia; Afrosoricida; Tenrecidae
Gene: SLC12A7
Product: solute carrier family 12 member 7
Exons: 24
Coding region: 130-3189 (1019 amino acids)
Biological process (GO): cell volume homeostasis; potassium ion homeostasis; chloride ion homeostasis
Cellular component (GO): membrane
Molecular function (GO): potassium:chloride symporter activity
Source: RefSeq, a predicted model, not a curated record